AAUACGUAAUGCAUCCUCGGUGCCUACAGUAAGGCUAUUAGGAAAAAUCCAAGUGUGGCUGCUUACUUCACAAAUCGAGCACUGUGUUAUUUGAAGCUGAGACAAUGGGAUCAAGUUUGCCAAGACUGCCGUCAUGCACUGGACCUAGAUUGUUCCAGUGUCAAGGGGCAUUUCUUCUUGGGACAAGCUCUCAUUGAGCUGGAAGCUUUUGAUGAUGCUAUCCAGCACUUACAUCGAGCUCAUGAUUUAGCACGUGAGCAAAAACUGAAUUAUGGAGAUGACAUAGCAUCUCAGUUGCGAGUGGCCAGGCGACGACGAUGGGCCAUUCAGGAAGAGAAACGCAUAGCCUGUGAAAUAGAGUUGCAAGCACAUCUCAACCGCCUUCUCUUGGAUGAAAAGGACCGUCAGGUUGAGGAGCUGACAAAAACAAGAAAUUAUGAUGAUGUUCAGGAUGAAAUGGCUGAGAUUGAACAGCAGUGUGAUAAGCAUAUUGCAGAGCUGAAUUCCAUGUUCAACAAAUUAGAUGAACGACGACGGAAGAGGGAAGUCCCUGAUUAUCUCUGUGGGAAGAUCAGUUUUGAACUGCUCCGAGAUCCAGUAGUCACACCUAGUGGCGUUACUUACGAUCGUAAGGACAUCGAAGAGCAUUUACUGCGAGUUGGGCAUUUCGAUCCUGUUACCCGUGCUCCUCUCACCCAGGAUCAGCUGAUACCCAAUCUUUCCAUGAAGGAAGUGAUUCUCAACAUGCCUCUGGAAAUCCUGGGAGAGGAAUCACUGGAGAAGAAUCCCAACUUAGAUCUGGCACAAUGGAAGUUUCUCCUUUCCAUGCCAGAGCACAAGUUGGAUGAAAGUGUCAAGACAAAGCUCAUGGAUGCCAUUAAGAAAGAUGAAAUGGCACCUUUCUAUGAAGAGGUGUGCCGUGACCUAGGCUGGGAAGUGGAAGAGGAACUUCUGGCUAAGAUGAAACAGGCCAAUAAGGAUAAGCUGAAGCAGCUGGAUGAAGCAAUUGAAGAUGCAGAAAAGAACCUUGGGGAAAUGGAAGUUAGAGAGGCCAAUCUCAAGAAAGCAGAGCAUCUCUCCCGGAUUGGAGAUAAGGAAGCAGCCCUGACUGCAUUCCGGAAGACAUAUGAAAAGACUGUGAGCUUGGGGCACAGGCUGGACCUGACAUUCCACCAAAUUCGGAUUGGACUCUUCUAUCUGGAUCAUGACCUGGUGACAAGAAACAUUGAGAAAGCCAAAAGUUUGAUCGAGGAGGGAGGGGAUUGGGACCGCAGGAAUCGCCUCAAGGUCUACGAGGGUCUGUACAGCCUGGCGGUCCGAGACUUCCCACUGGCAGCCUCUCUCUUCCUUGAUACCAUAUCCACAUUUACAUCUUAUGAACUCAUGGAUUACCCCUCAUUUGUCACCUACACUGUUGUAAAAGGAGCCGAGAUCCUAGAGGUCCUUCACAGUCAUGAACCAGUGAAGAAAUACCUCUUCUCUCUCUAUAACUGUCAAUAUGCAGACUUCUUCAAACAGCUUGCCCACACAGAGCAGAUGAUGAAGAGGGACCGAUACUGGACGUCACACUAUCGUUACUAUGUCCGAGAGAUGCGAAUCUUGGCCUACACCCAGCUCUUGGAGUCUUAUCGCAGCCUCACACUUCAGUACAUGGCUGAUUCCUUUGGUGUCACUGAGGACUUCAUUGACAGGGAGCUAUCUCGGUUCAUUGCAGCAGGCAGACUUCACUGCAAGAUAGACCGAGUGAAUGGUAUCGUCGAGACGAAUAGACCCGAUUCCAAGAACUGGCAAUACCAAGCGACCAUCAAGCAAGGUGACAUCCUCCUCAACCGCGUCCAGAAACUCUCUCGUGUUAUCAAUAUUUGAACAUAGGACUGUUGAAUAAAUAUAAUAAAAAUUCUCAGCAUGGC
Messenger RNA from Darwinula stevensoni, 1910 nucleotides. NCBI's taxonomy places the organism in Eukaryota, Metazoa, Arthropoda, Ostracoda, Podocopida, Darwinulidae. The record is from the annotation of a GenBank genome assembly.